Dunckerocampus dactyliophorus (ringed pipefish) is the source of this 5222-nucleotide messenger RNA. It is a transcript of the gene ice1, whose product is annotated as KIAA0947-like (H. sapiens). The transcript has 20 exons. Bases 134 to 4624 code for a protein of 1496 amino acids. NCBI's taxonomy places the organism in Eukaryota, Metazoa, Chordata, Actinopteri, Syngnathiformes, Syngnathidae. The record is from RefSeq and is a predicted model, not a curated record.
UCCUGGGUCAACGUGGAAGACACGCAAAUGUGUUUGUUUUGAAAUUGUACGGUCAUUCAAGAUCGCUAUACAUGGUCGCCACUCGUCGUAGAAAAUGUUAUAGGUCGUAAGAUUGGUGUUUGUUUUUAGUACCAUGAUGCCAGGAGACAGCCAGCCCAAGACUGUAGCAAUUGCCGCCGACGCGACUUCUGAAAACUGUCAAAAUUGCUCCGUUUUGCACCAGAGUUUGACAGAAUAUGUGUCAUCAUUUCUGGCACUCAAGCAAAAGAUCCUCGUUUCGGAUGACCCAAUCCGGCUGAAACAACAGCUGGAGGAGCUUCAGAUUCAAUUGGUUGCUUUGAAGAAAAAGACAGAAGAUUAUGAAUCUGUGCGAGCUGAAUUGGAAGAAAAAACGAGGAUUCUUGUCGGCUAUGAACAUAUGUCUGAAGAAGUCGAGAAGUUGAAGCAAGAAAACAAUAAUACACUGACUGAGAAUCGGAACCUUGAUGACCGCCUAAAGGAUACGAAAGAGCGCAUGGAAACUCAGUCUCUUGAAAAUGCACUACUGAAGAGGGAAAAGGCCACGUUAGAAAAUGAUUUACUGAAAGCACAAUUAUCCUUGCAGAAAUCUCGAGAAAAGGCUGAUGAACUCGAAAAACUGAAAGAGGAUCAUGCCAAGACAACAAGCAUAAAAGAUAACCUUGCAAAUAAGCUUGCCCGGCUAGAAGAAUCAUUUUCCCAAAAGAAUAAUCAAAUAACCCAGCUUACUAAAGAGAAGAGGCUGCUGGAGAGAAACAUGUAUGACUUCCAGGUAAGAAUUUUAAAACUGGAGAAAGAAAGAAAUAAAGAAUAUAGGAGCGCAUCAACUCAAGUAAAACCACCUCCAGAACAAAAAGUUGACAAAGAAAAGGUUCGGAUGCUUCUCCAACAUGUGUGGGCUUGUGUAGAACCUCAACACCAGCAAUCAGCUAACUUGUUGCACUUACAUGAAUUCAACUCCAAUGCCAAGCAAUUACUGACCACUUCUACCCCAAGCGCACACACUCCUCAGAAGGUCGAAUCCCAGAUCCCUUUCAAUAGGGUCAGGGAAAUCCAAAAAUCCCCCAUCCAGACAAAAUCUACUAACACAACAUUGAAAGCCUCGCCAUCUGUGAAGAAAACCGAGAAACAAACAUCUCCACAGCUAACAGGGGGCACAAAGCAAAAACAAAAACCCUCCCCAACAAACAACAAGCACUUCUCCAGGGAAGACAAACCAAAGGACCCUUCUGACACAGCCAGUCCAUAUGAGAUAUUGGAAUGGUUUAAGCCAUUGCGUCCUUGCCUAUCUCCACUAUCGGAUACUGAAAAAGGAACCGAGUCUAUGGAGACCGAGCAGAGAGAAACGCAAAACAAUGGCCCACCUGGCAAACACAGAUUUCAUCUUAAUGAAGAGGAGUUGGUCCUUUCAACUCUAAAACCUCCUUCACCCAUAGUUGAGGAAAAUACAGGCUUGUGUGAUGUCACAACACAAGAAAUGGAAUUCUCUUCUGGUGUACAAGAGUCUACUAUUACCAUUACCACAGAGCUGAAGACUGAAAGGCAUAAUACAGAUGGUGAGAAAAUUCAGAUUGGGGAGCAUACAUUGGAGCAAUUGGUAGUCUUCCCUUCAUCAGAAACCACAGUUCCGGUUCAGAAUGCCCCAUCGAGCACAGUUGGUAAGGAGCCAAGCUAUGUGGAACCUCUGAGUAGUCGUGCAACAGGUAUCAUCCAAGAAACUGUCCCCUGUAAUGCUGCAGAUUCACAAGAAGAAGCUGAAGUAGAGCCAAAAAAUGAUGAGUCAGCAAUUAUUGGCGAGACGAACAUCAAUGAAAUCCAAGCCACUGUUUGUGAGGACUCUCCUAAAGCAAGUAACUUGGUGGUCAAGAAGAAAGAAGUGGAUGUGCACUCAGUUACUUGCAUCAACUCCGGGCAGAUCAAAGAUAAUUCCGAUACGGAACAUGCAUCUGAAAAUGAGAAUAACAAUCAGGACUCAAGCUGUGUUGCACCAGGAGCUCAAGAAGGCAUAGUCUUACAUCCCCACGAGAAUGCAGCGCACCAAGGAGAAUACUCAAAAAUGCAACAGGACAAACGGUGUAUAUCAAACUGUGACACCAAUAGUAAUGUCGCCAGUACAGAAAGUGUAGACAGAGAAGAAAAGGAGGCAUUCCCUUUCACAGGCAAAAUGGAGGAAGAAGCCCAGGAAACUGCCAGAGGUAAUGGAGCGGUUUGUCCCGGCGAUCCAAGUAGCAUUACAGUGUCACCUUCAAUGUCGAGGAUUAAUAAUACAGAUGAAACCAUUGUGUACCAUAUACCUUGUGUAACAACAAUUCCAAUGACUGAAGACGCAUUGUGUGAAAAAUACAAAAAAUCUGAUCUUGGGAUUUCUCUUCAAGACACAACAUUCAAGUCUAACUCUUCUAAAGAAAAGACACAUUUGCUAUGUAGUCAGUUGAGUCCUUCUCAUCUGAUACCCAAUGCAAACAAAGUUUGCGCAGCCAAACUAAAACCAGAAGAAAUUCACACUAAUGUAAAUGGCAAAUACCUUUCAAACAACAAAAAACCCACACAGGCAUUGACAAAUUUAGAGAAGGAAGGGGUUGUAGUCAAAGACUCAACUCAGGACAUUUCUUGUGAUGGGCAAGCAGUCAGCACUAUUAAACAGACUGCUGCAGAAGUGAAUGGACAAGAUAAAUCUCAUUUGUCCACUGAAGUGCUUGAUAAACGAAAUCACGACGUAAUCAUAGGAGGGGCUUCCACAGCUGGCUCAGAGACAAGUGCAACUGAAGCACCCACUUUGUCGCCGGAGUCCAUAGGCCAAGUUCGCACUGAAAUGGGUCCUCCACUCCCUCCUGUCAUCACCCCUUUGAGGACGCCUCCAAAAGCAGGAAAACCAAUCAGUCCACGGCAGGCCAUUGGAAAGCUUUCCUUUCCCUCCCCAGUGGGUAGAUUGGCUUCUCCUUCCACUCCAGUUCAGACCCCUGUGACUCCCAAUAGUCAGAAUGCAGGUUCAUUAACUCUCAGCAGUCCCAUUCCCACUAAUGGAGUCCCCUCAUCACCUCUUCAGUUUGGCUCUGCCACCCCAAAACAUGCUGUGCCCGUCCCAGGUCGCCUGCCUGCUGCAGUAAAUUCAUCACCCUCCGCAGCCUCCUGUCCAUCUCAGGAAAAUUCAGUGAGGAUUCUGGAUAGCAUGUACCCAGAACUUUCUGCACGUGCCCGUACACUGAGCAUUCUUAGGGGGAAUCUCAGCAUCAGUUCUUCAGAAAGCAGAGCCUCACCCCAAACCACUGACAGUCAGAUGUCGAGUUUUAAAACAAUUUCUUCGUCAUCAACUGUUUUCAUCAAGGCUGAGAUGAGAGGAGAAAAACGACCUGCCGCUGACUUGCCUCAGCCUAAAAACAGCAAGUGUCUCCGGCUGGACAGCACCUCUCCAGGUGACAUCCACAAAGUGGCACCUCCCUUCUCGACCAACAGUGGAGAGGAGUCUGCAUCGCCUCAGACUCCAAAGCUCAGUCAGAUUGAAAAUAUGAAAAACGAUCCAUCAAUCAAGGAUGAAGAACCUGUUGAGGAAAAUACUAUUGUCUGCCUUUUGAAGAGAAUUGAAAACCAGGCCUUUGACUUGUUGCCUGUAAUCCAGAGCUACCUGUUUGUCGGUAAACUGCCCAAAAAACCUGUCCUGAGAGAUGAGGAGAAGGAAGUCAUCUCAGAGAUUUGUCAGAACAGCUUGGCAGAUGAUAUGAUGUUGGCCAUCUUGAACAAACUCAAGACAGAGAAGAGUGGCCUCUGUAAAAAAUAUAUGCAGGCCCUCUGCAGAGUCUACACAGCCAUCUGUCGACAGAAGACAGACUUUGAAAAGGCUCAUAUCCUGGCUUACAGCUUGCUAGUAGAAGAUUUCCCAGACUGCUCCAAGCUGAUUUUGUUUAUGGUGACAACAUGGCCCAGUGUUUUGUCUCAUAGCAGCCUCCUGUGCCGAGCCGUACACACAGUCACCAAACUUAAAGCAACUCAUGAUCUCUCCAAGUGCCUCUCAGCAUACCUUGGAUGGGAAAAGAGUCCCCCCUGUGACAUCGAUGUGCUAAUCGCCAGAACACUCUCGGACAUGCGAUCAUGUCCAGGGUUGUCUUUCACUAAACACAGUCGGUACGGUGACGACCUGGGAACGGAGGUUUGGGAGCAGGUUUUCACUAUGCAUCUCCUCUGUGCACACAAGUCAUGGAAGUGGAGCUAUGAUAAUAUCUUGAGUAAAGAGUUAUGGCCCAUGAUGAACACUUGGGUGUCACAGUCCCGAGACCAGCAAGUUCCCAUCUCAAACGUGACUGUAGCAGCUGUCCUCCGGCUCAUUGGGCGCCUUGGCCAGCUGGGAAUCAAAGAGAAAAGCAUUUCUUCGGUGUUAACAAUCGCCAAUGUCAUCAAUACAUUUGGUAGGCACGGCCAGAGUGAAGGUGUGCCAUGGCAGGUGCAGUUAGCAGCCGUGUACUGCAUCCACGACCUGUCUCCAUGCAAUCCCAAAGAAGCCCUGGAAGCGCUUGCAGAGUGGCGAGGAGAAGCAUCACAGACCGUUCCCCCUGCUGUCACUAGCUGCAUUAACCAGCUGGCCUCUGUCUGCAGGCAUGCCAAAAAUGAGUGAUGCAUACUUCAGGAAGUGCAAUUAUGUUGCACCUCUCCAAAAUGAUUUACAGUAAUGCUCAUUUCGCACAGCUUCUGUUGGAAGAGGUCAUUUAAGUUACCAACUAACUUAUCAAUGCUAUCUCUGAGGGAGCUACAAAAGAGCACUUGCUUUAUAUAAUGUUGUGACCUGAGCCUUGCUGUGCCAGUUUACUCACUCACAGCCUUGUAAGAGCUGUUUUGAGAAGUUGUACACCCCCUCCAGUCAUGUCUGGACAUUCUGUUGAAUUAAGAAUUUGUUAUGUGUAUGUCUACUCUGAAAUGAAGAAAAUGUAAUGGCAAAUGCAUAAUGAUUUUUUUUAUUUUCUCAGCUAAACUAUUUUAACAAUUCAUACCCUGUUACAAAUACGGACACACAGCCAUUAUGUUAUGCUCAGGUAAUAUUUUAAAUUACUCUUAAUGGUCGUGUUUUGCUUUGACUGGGGUGUUGUUGGAAAUGUAGCUUGUACUGUAAAUAUAAAUUGUGUCUGUCAAAGAAAAACAAGUCCACACCACAGUAAAUGUACAGUUUCAGAGAAUAUUUAUUUUUACUAUUAAAAUUUCUACAUAUUGAACAUAAA